CUCCAGUCUUGGGCGAGUUGGUGAAGGAUGGUGCUCAGAGAGAAGGGGCAACUUAUUGUGAACAAGGAGAUAGAAUCGGGAGGUCACAGAUACAAGGCGCUUUGGAAACAGACUCGCAACCCAAUGGGGAAUUAUAGCCUGCUGCUUGUGGGGCUAGUAACCCUCCUGCUCCAGGCUUGGAGCGGUGAGGCUUCGACGCAAUGUAAAGGGUUCGACCCAAAGAGCUACACUUUCGGCGUGCCCUCGUUGGUGAUGGGACGCGUUCUGGGCAGAGUUCACUUUGACUGCAGUGGACAGAAAAAUGUGACUUUUGAAAUUAAUGAUCCACGCUUCAAAAUAUACAACGAUGGAACAGUGUCUGUUCAAAAGCUGAUGUCCCCAGAAAGCCAUGCAAAUUUACUUGUUACUGCACGUAGUGAGGAUGAGGAAUGGGAUGCUACUGUUACAGUUCUCAUAAAUAGAAAAAAGCAGAAAAUCUCUGCUGAUAAUUCUGGGAAAGUCCUGAUUAUGCGGUCUCAACGUUCAUCAGGUGCAUCCCUGAGAAGGAAGAAGCGAGAAUGGAUAAUUCCUACUAUCAAUUUUCCAGAAAAUGAGAGAGGAGACUACCCAAAAUUUGUGAUACAGAUAAAGUCCAGUCGGCAAAAAGAAAUCGCUCUACGGUAUUUUAUCAAAGGACCUGGUGCUGAUGAGCCACCUCGGGGCUUGUUUACUAUAAAGAGUGAUGAUGGUUCAAUUAGUGUGCAUUCACCUCUAGACAGAGAGCAAAAAGAUUCAUACAAACUGACAGCUAUUGCAAAAGAUUUGCAAGGAGUAAUUGUUGAACAACCUGUAGACAUAAAGAUCAAGGUAAUUGACCAGAAUGAUAACAGGCCCGAAUUUACUACUUCAACAUUCUAUGGAUAUAUCGCAGAAGGAGCGACACCAGGUACCUCCUUCAUGAAUGUAACAGCUACAGACAAAGACCAACCAGAUACUGCGAAUGGAAUAAUUAGGUACUCUAUUGUGUCUCAAACACCGGAGUUGCCCAGCUCGCAAAUGUUUACAAUUAGUUCAGAAACAGGAUUAAUAUCUGUGCAAAGUAGUGGACUUGACAGAGAGUUGGUGAAUAAAUAUACACUUAUAAUUCGAGCAGCUGAUCUGGAAGGGGCCGGCAUGUUUACUGACGCUAACGCAAUAAUCACUGUUACGGACACAAAUGAUAAUGCUCCACAAUUUGAGACUAAAGAGGUUGUUGUAGAUGUUCGUGAAAAUGAAAAUGACUAUGACGUAACAACUCUCUCAAUAACUGACAAAGAUGAGUAUAAUUCACUUGGCUGGAAAGCAAACUACAGCAUCGUUUUUGGAAAUGAGAGACAGCAGUUUGCGAUGGAGACUGAUUUGCACAAUAAUGGAGUCCUUAAGUUAGUUAAGCCCUUGGAUUAUGAGAGGAGCAAAUUGCAUCGGGUAAUUGUUGAAGUGAAGAAUCAAAUACCUUUGACCUCAACCAUGCCACUUUCCUCUGCUACAGUCAUCAUCAAUGUACUAGAUGUAAAUGAAGCACCAAUAUUUGAUCCAGAAACUAAGAGAGACACAAAGCCUGAGAAUCUACCAAUAGGAAGUACAGUAACCUCGUGCUCCGCAAAGGAUCCUGACAAUGCUCAAGACCAAAUAGUUCGUUAUCGAAUGGGAAGUGACCCAGCAAAAUGGUUUGAAAUUGAGUCAGAUACUGGUAUCAUUAAACUAGUUAAUGAAAUGGACAGAGAGUCUCCGUUUGUUGAGGACAGCAAAUAUACUGCAACAAUACUUGCUUAUGAUAAUGGUUCUCCAUCUGCUACUGGUACUGGGACCCUCAUUCUGCAGCUUGAAGAUGUCAAUGACAAUCCCCCAAUUGCUAUUGCGUCUACAACCCUUGUGUGCAACCAUAAUCCACUUCCUGUCAAUGUAACCAUUAUGGACAAAGACAUCCCACCCAACACUUUUCCUUACGUUGUGCAGCUAACUCAUGGAGCUGAGAGUAACUGGACAAUCAAACACAUGGAAAAUGCUGAAGUGGUAAUGUUACUACUGCAGAAAACUGUAGAGCCUGGCCGAUAUGAAGUCCCUUUAAAAAUAACAGACAGUGGAAGGCCACCGCUGUCUCAACUCACAGGACUGUCGAUAGAAGUUUGUGACUGUCAUGAAAAUGGAGGAUGUAAAGAGAGGAUAGCUGGAGCUGCAUUUGGAAUCUCUGGCAUUUUGGCUAUUCUGGGUGCCAUUUUAGCAUUGCUGCUCUUGGUGCUGCUGCUUCUGCUAUUUGUGAAAAAGAGGCGGAAUGUCAAAAAGGAGCCUCUACUGCCUGAAGAGGAUGUUCGGGACAACAUUUACUAUUACGAUGAAGAAGGUGGUGGCGAAGAAGACCAAGAUUAUGAUCUCAGUCAACUGCACAGAGGUCUAGAUGCAAGGCCAGAAGUUGUUCGUAAUGAUGUGGCCCCCUUACUCUUGGCACCACAGUAUCGGCCACGCCCAGCAAACCCAGAUGAGAUUGGCAACUUCAUUGAUGAGAAUUUGAAGACCGCAGAUAAUGAUCCAACUGCUCCUCCUUAUGACUCUCUCUUGGUGUUUGAUUAUGAAGGUGGUGGAUCUGAAGCAGAAUCUUUGAGCUCCGUGAACUCAUCCACCAACUCUGAUUUAGAUCAGGAUUAUGACCACUUGAACGAUUGGGGACCACGCUUCAAAAAACUAGCUGAGAUGUAUGGCGGUGGGGAAGAAUGAGCAGAUGGUGUUAAUCAGCCAUUUUAGAGACUACUUUUUUAAAUCACUGUAAAUGCUUAAAAGACAUGAGUGCAGCAGAUGCUAGAAAAUGGAUAUAUGGCAGGAUGGGGUCAAACUCUAAUUACAUUCCAACCAAUCUUGCAUCAGUGUUUGAAAGCUGGUUACUAAAUUGUCAUUAAAAUUUAGGUGAAUAACAAAUUUGUCUAAGCUGACCAGCACGGAUUAUCCCUGAAGAGCUUUAUUUCCAAUAGUCCAUAACUCGUGCAGUUGGAUUUUCCCAAAGUUUAAAUGAGCCAAAGAUUAUUCAGUUUGAUGUCACCCCAGUAGAUUUGCUUCCUCCUCCAAUAUAUUACUACUGAACUAAUUGCAACAUUAUUUUAUUUUUUUGAGCAAAAUGCAUAAUGUGAAGAAUUUGGAAAUAUUGCAUUAAAUUUUAAGGUAGUGUUAUUUUAGUUAAAUGUAUAUUACUUGCAGUAGAUUUAAGAAAAUACUGUUUGGUUGGUUUCCUUCAUUUAUUACUAUCUGUUGUCAUGUGUGUACUCUUUUUAUUGUAAAGCAUUUUUCUAGCUACUAGCCAAAAUGCAGUGAGUUUCCAGCACAUGCGUUCUCAGGAAAUGUUCAUUUAUGAGCUUUUAAGAAAAGCAAAACUUUUAAGAAAAGGUAUUAUUUCCCCCAAAUUAUGCACUAACAUCUUGGGUUGAAUAAUUAAACGCAAAGGAAUAAAAUUAUUUUAUAUUAAGGUCUGAUGCAUGACUUUGUGACUGGCAGGUAGACUUUGAGUUGCUUGACUGAUUAAAAUGCAUGAUUUCAAUUCCAAGUAGAUAAUUUAACUAUUGUGUAAUUUUACACUGGAUGGAAACAAAUGCAAUGUAUACACAUUUGGGCAGCAAUGUUUUUGUGCUGCAUAAAUUGUUUUAGAUUCUAUUGCCUAAUAAUAAAUUUGUGUUGUACUCCCAGAAUGAUGACAAAAUAGAAAGGAGAUGUGAUAAAUUUGGAACAAAAUUUUGGGAUGUAAAAUUUUUAGAAUCUUUCAACUGAAAGAGACCUGAGCCAGAAAUUUGCACAAGAAUCUCCUGUGGUUGUGCAUUAUCCCUUUUUUUUUGCCCAUUUUCUCCAUUAUUUUGCCAACCCAUUUCCCACUUUGGUCAGGAAGAAUCUUGGUAGGAAAUGUAAAGUAAGUCUGUCAAAGUUUGAAGACAUGCAUCCAUUUACAUUCCAAUAGCAAUUUGAACAUGAAUUAACAUUAUUUCCCUUCUCUUACUGCACCCCACAUUUAUGGCCAGGUCAGUUUCAAAUUUGGGUCUGAAUUUUAAACCAACAAGCAACUGAGCGCUUUGUGGUCAAUACAUGUUAAGGUGUGUCAUCCUGGCAGACUGAACGAUUUGUUCUUCAUUCUUGGAACUCUGAGCAGAGUAUUCAUCUGAAACAAUUUAUUUUUCCUUACUAUGAAUUCUAUAAUUUUUGCUCAUUUCUGUUUUUUUAGUUCAAAGUAUAAUUUGUAUGAUAUUAAUUCUAAUAUAGAAAUUGAGUACAAUUUUAGGAACACUUGAAUUUGUUGUUUCUAUCUGUUCAGUUUAUACAUUAAGCAUGAUCUAGUUGUCAAAGGAAGAUAAUUUCUGACAAUCAACGACAGUGCCUUUUUAAUGUUCACAAUAGCCUGCCUAAUGUACUGAGCAAAUUUUGACAUCUGUUUUCCUAAGUGAUCUUUUUAAUUUGUUUUGCAUUGAAUAAAGUACUAGUGUGUGUUUUUUAAAUAAAUGUUUAUAACAGUU
Molecule: messenger RNA, 4502 nt
Organism: Hemiscyllium ocellatum (epaulette shark)
Lineage: Eukaryota; Metazoa; Chordata; Chondrichthyes; Orectolobiformes; Hemiscylliidae
Gene: cdh31
Product: cadherin 31
Exons: 16
Coding region: 28-2730 (900 amino acids)
Biological process (GO): adherens junction organization; cell-cell junction assembly; cell morphogenesis
Cellular component (GO): catenin complex; adherens junction; cytoplasm
Molecular function (GO): calcium ion binding; cadherin binding
Source: RefSeq, a predicted model, not a curated record